CUAAAGUCUCCCGUCAGCGGAGAGGAGAUCCGUUCAGUCAGCGUCUGACAUCACAGGGCUGCACUUGACUCCAAAAGCGCGUGCAUCGACAGAGAACAUGUCUGGUCUCGUAGGUCGACUCUCCAGGGUGAUUUCUCAAAGUGCGGUCGCCAAGUCUGCAUUGUUGCCCAAACGAAUCCCAGCCUUCCGCCGUGCUGUCUUCACAAGUGCAGGCUUGCAGUCUCUGACUCGCUAUGAUGAGACAACAGACUGGCAGAAGAAGCUCUCUCCAGAGCAGUACGUAGUCACGAGGGAGAAGGGCACCGAAGUGCCCUUCAGUGGAAUCUACCUGCACCAUAAUGACGUGGGAAUGUACCACUGUGUGUGCUGUGACUCUCCCCUCUUCAGUUCGGAGGCUAAGUAUGAAUCUGGUACGGGGUGGCCAGCGUUCACAGAGGCCCACGGAGCGUGGGGCAGAGACGAGAGCCACGCCUCCAUCAUCCGUCGCCCCGACAACAGUCUGGGCAGCGCAGGGACAGAGGUUCUGUGUAAACAUUGUGAUGCCCACCUUGGUCAUGUGUUUGAAGACGGCCCGGACCCCACAGGCCAGCGGUUCUGCAUCAACAGCGCGGCCCUCACCUUCAAACCUCGAGAACAGAGCCCCUCCAACGAUGCAGACCAGUAGAGGCCCCACCUUGUUGAGACACGCCCCCACACCAUCGAGACACGCCCCC
This is a messenger RNA of Hypomesus transpacificus, 713 nucleotides long. It is a transcript of the gene msrb2, whose product is annotated as methionine sulfoxide reductase B2. Gene Ontology annotation, biological process: response to oxidative stress; protein repair. The record is from RefSeq and is a predicted model, not a curated record. Gene Ontology annotation, cellular component: cytoplasm. Lineage: Eukaryota; Metazoa; Chordata; Actinopteri; Osmeriformes; Osmeridae. The transcript is spliced from 5 exons. Gene Ontology annotation, molecular function: peptide-methionine (R)-S-oxide reductase activity. Bases 98 to 664 code for a protein of 188 amino acids.